Molecule: messenger RNA, 1693 nt
Organism: Branchiostoma floridae (Florida lancelet)
Lineage: Eukaryota; Metazoa; Chordata; Leptocardii; Amphioxiformes; Branchiostomatidae
Product: protein tirA-like
Exons: 4
Coding region: 432-1193 (253 amino acids)
Biological process (GO): signal transduction; regulation of apoptotic process
Molecular function (GO): death domain binding; protease binding
Source: RefSeq, a predicted model, not a curated record
GGGCUUUUGUACUGCAGAACAGAUAGUCAGAAGGUUUGUAUCGAGCAUCAGCACUGUGAGUUUCGCGUUAACUCUAGAAAAGAUUUUUCAGAAGCAUCACAGAGUUAAGGUUUCAUUUUCGAGCUACCAGAAGAAUGUGCGGUCAACGACCUUGGAAUGCCUAACUGACGAAAUAGGGACCAUCAAUUCAAGAAAUAUAUAACAUGCGAAAUUCUAGGUCUUCAAGUCAUCAAGAAGAUAGAAGGUAAGGAAAUAUAAGGAAAAUAUAUUUCUCUAUGAAGCUAUAUAUAUAUACAACGAGCACUGCCGUCUGAGGUUAAACAAAUAAGUCACUUAAAAUCACCCCCAAGGCAGAAUAGAAUAGCCCAGGUGACCCUGGCAGGGGCGCGUUCACCAGGUGCUUUGUGUGCAGUCGCCUACCGUAGUGAAAAAUGGCGGGAGCAGACGAAAGACGUACUCGUCAGGACCUAUACCUGGAAAUUUCGAGAGAACUCACUGAUGAAGAAGUCAGCGACAUUCGCGGUUACAUCGGAGGCAAGCAACUACCAACGGGCUCCAUCCAGCGUGCCACUGCCCAGGAGAUGUUCAACAUGCUAGAACGCAAAAGGAUCUUAAAAAAGGGAGACCUUUCGUUUUUGGUGAAACUUAUGGAAAGUAUCGACAGACAGGAGUUUGCCGAGGCAGCGAAUGAGAUAGCCGAGCAAGAGAGUGAAGGUAAGUCUCCCGAGAAGGAAGUAACCCUAACGAUGGAGAGCACUCCCGACCCCGGGCCGGUGCAAGUGUUCCUGUCCUACCAGUGGGACCACCAGAAACAGGUGAUCCAGCUCCGUGAUGUGCUGGAGAAGAAGGGCUACAGCUGCUGGAUGGACAUUACGAAGAUGGGCGGUGGAGACAAACUGCAUGCGGAGAUAGACAGGGGCAUAAGGCAAGCCAAGGUCGUCAUCAGCUGCGUCACUCCGAAUUACACCAAGUCUGACAGCUGUCAGAACGAAGUCGAACUUGCGUACAGGCUGAAGAAACCUCUGGUGCCCGUCCUGCUGGAGAAAACGGCCUGGCCGCCAGAGGGCCCCAUGGCCAUGCCGUUUGCACAGCUAUUGUACAUCGACUUCACAAAAGAAUCCAAGGAACAUCCUUGGAAGGGAGCAAAACUUAACGACCUUAUCACUAGUCUUGAGCAGAGGCUAAAGGAAUAGCUUUGGUUCUGGAAGAAAUCGAAGGAACAUACGUGUGGUUACCGACGUCGAGUCAAUCGGAAUAGUGCAUAGGAAAAUGUAAAGGGAUGUGAUACAUGUACCCUAUGUAAUGCAUGGUAGGUUAAACAUCUACAGAUAUAAUUAGGCAAAUGAGGACAUAAUUUACAAAAUCGAUGCAAAAGUGCCAUGAUGCAUAUUACAAUACGUAAAUCGUGUAAUAACAGAAGUCACUUUCAUAGUUUAUAAAGAAAUACAAGGAAUACUGUAUGGAAACGACUUUCUCUACAAUCAUUUGAAAUAAAGUAUAUUGAUCACAGCCUUACUCAGUGCAUAAUCAAUGAGACAAGAUGAAACAAGAGAUUUGCAAAAGCUCUGAUUAUUUCAUGGAUCUAUGACGUCUCCAAGCUGUUCAAAGUGUAGUAUUUGCUUUAGUAAAUGUAUGACCUUUGGCUCAGCAUUAGCUUUGAUUCAGAGCAAAGUGGCGCAUUUACUUCAAUGAU